Messenger RNA from Prunus armeniaca (apricot), 357 nucleotides. NCBI's taxonomy places the organism in Eukaryota, Viridiplantae, Streptophyta, Magnoliopsida, Rosales, Rosaceae. The record is from the annotation of a GenBank genome assembly.
AUGUUUUCUCCAAGGCAGAGCUUACAGAGGAAAGGGGAGAGAUGGAGCCUUUUGUCCGAUGGACACUUCUCUCACCCCCAUGGAUUUCCUCUAGUCUUGCCGUGGCUCCCUUAUGACCAUUGUUUUGGAAUUCAAAUGGGAAUAGGACUUGACGCCAAAUUUUUGCAAGUUGCUGGGCUUGGGCUUGUACAUAUGGUAUUGGGUCCUCUGGCUUUGUUGCUUCUAUCGUUUGACAGGCUUUCCUCAAGCUGCUGGAAAGGCUUUCCCUUUAAUUCUAUUGAUGUGGGCUGGGCUAAAUAUCUUGGAACGGGCUUGAGUUCCAAAGCCCCCAAGUGGCUUGAAACUUACAUUCCUUGA